AUGGAUAAAUGGGAUUGGUCCUUGUCUGAUACGAUUGGCUUCUCUGUAAAAGAUACUAGAAUCAACAUUAACGAUCAUUUGCUCCCCGCGAGUUCGACCAUUACUAGGUGGAACAAUCUCGUGCCUAAAAAGGUUAAUAUUCUUGUUUGGAGAACGUUAAUUGACCGUAUUCCAACGCGCUACAAUCUCUCUAAUAAAGGUAUUGACAUUCCAUCGAUAUUGUGCCCUUUAUGUUCGACUGACUUGGAAACUACAAAUCAUCUGUUCUUGGCCUGUAAGAUUGCUAAUAAAUUGUGGAGGUUAAUUGCAACAUGGCUUGAUAUUCCUACGUUGUUGCUUGCCACUAACUUGGAAGAUGCCCUUUUGCUACUGGACAACAUGCCUAUCAAAGUUCUUAAGAAGAAUUGUAUUGAAGCUGUCCUUUUCUGCAUGAUAUGGGUUAUUUGGAAGCAUCGAAAUGAACAAGUGUUUUCAUCGGGACAAAAUCGUCCAGAUUUCUUAUUCGACUCCAUUGUUUCCCAAUCGUAUUUGUGGGCUACUAGCAGAUCUAAGAAGUUACGUGUUUCGCGGGACGAGUGGUUUAAAAACCCCUUCUCACUUUAUAGUGGGCUACUUGUGGUGACUCGGUCGUAA
This is a messenger RNA of Erigeron canadensis, 633 nucleotides long. RefSeq lists its product as uncharacterized. The record is from RefSeq and is a predicted model, not a curated record. NCBI's taxonomy places the organism in Eukaryota, Viridiplantae, Streptophyta, Magnoliopsida, Asterales, Asteraceae. The coding region runs from base 1 to 633 and encodes 210 amino acids. The transcript has a single exon.